AUGUAUCUACUGGUUUAUGUUGAUGAUAUCAUCCUCGUCAGUUCCUCAGAUGCUGCUGCUGAUCGUCUUGUGACUGCACUGAGUGGUGAUUUUGCUGUCAAGGAUUUAGGUGCUCUACACUAUUUCCUUGGUCUGGAGCCUGCACCGUCUUGUGAGCUCUCAGCCUUUUCAGAUGUGGAUUGGGCUGGUAGUCCUGAUGAUAGGCGAUCCACGGGGGUAUAUGCAGUGUUCUUUGGUCCUAACUUGAUCGCCUGGAAUGCUUGCAAGCAAGUUACAGUGUCUUGCAGCAAUACUGAAGCUGAGUAUAAGGCAGUUGCUGAUGCGACUGCUGAGAUCAUAUGGGCCAUAGUUAAGGUUGAGGGAGGGUGUUAG
Messenger RNA from Aegilops tauschii subsp. strangulata, 372 nucleotides. The record is from RefSeq and is a predicted model, not a curated record. Lineage: Eukaryota; Viridiplantae; Streptophyta; Magnoliopsida; Poales; Poaceae.